CAAAUAUUUACAGCACAACAUUGAUAUCUGAGCCACUUGAAAUCUUUGAGCUCUGUUUGUUUUUUAUCCAAAAAAACUCAUCACGAACCGUUCUUUGAUCUCGUCUCCAAUUGGGUUUCCAUCAUUUUCCAUGAGUUUUAAGAAUUUUGCGUAAAAAUCCAAUCUUUGUUGCUUUCUGAUACAUGGAGCUUUUGGACCAGUUUACAGGUUUAGUUCUGAUUUAAAUUGAAUAAAGAAGUGAAGAGAUUGAGAAAAUGGAAGGAGAGACGUUCUCAGGCUUAGGCAAUGGAGCCCAAGUGGACACAAAAAUCCUCCAAAGCUUUCAUAAGAACUUUGUUCAAGUGCAAAGCAUUCUAGAUAAAAACAGGUUACUCAUCAAUGAGAUCAACCAGAAUCAUGACUCCAAAGUCCCUGAUAACCUCAGCAGAAAUGUUGGGCUCAUAAGAGAGCUUAAUAACAAUAUUCGAAGGGUUGUCGAUCUCUAUGGCGACCUCUCGACCUCCUUCUCAAAGUCCAUGGAGGCUUCCUCUGAUGGGGAUUCUUCUCUGAGGUCUGAUGCAAAGCUCGGUAUGAAGAGAUUCAGGUCAUGAAUUUAUUAAAUAAUCUUAUUAUUAUUAUUAUUGGUGUUGUAAUCUUCUUGUAUGUCUACUUUAAUCCUUAAGUGAUCUAAUUCUUUUUUCUAUGUUGUAGUGUUGAUCAGGAAGUGAUUGUCUCUCUUACUGAUAUUUAACUUAUAUGUUCUAAUUUUUUUGGGUCAUUCAUGAUA
Messenger RNA from Asparagus officinalis (garden asparagus), 766 nucleotides. RefSeq names its product protein ELF4-LIKE 4-like. Gene Ontology annotation, biological process: entrainment of circadian clock; positive regulation of circadian rhythm. The coding region runs from base 255 to 590 and encodes 111 amino acids. Lineage: Eukaryota; Viridiplantae; Streptophyta; Magnoliopsida; Asparagales; Asparagaceae. The record is from RefSeq and is a predicted model, not a curated record. The transcript is spliced from 2 exons.